UAGCACAUCCAUCGGUCAGCCCGUCCCUUUGCUAAGCGUUUGCCAUGUCGUGCGCAUAAUGCUUGCCCGGUCCAGGUGGGUGUUGACCCGGCCUGAUGGCUUGAUUUAAAUAAUCCUCUGCUCCCUCCAAUCUCCGUCGUUCUACUCGAUGCGCCCAGCCGUCUCCCUGCCCUCUCGCUUCUACCAAGCUGACCACCUUUCUUAGCUUCCCUGGGCAUUUUGGUUUACCAGUUGAAAAGACUCGAUUGGUUAUACCUGCCAGUCAUCCCGCUCGUCUGCUUGGCCUUUGCCUAAGCCACUUCUUCUUUCUGUCCCCCUUAUCCAUAUCUCACUUAUCUCCCUUCCCCCUCCCUUAGACCCAUUAUUUCCUUUCAGCGCCCGUGACUUGCGCUGCUCCUUUCCUUGGCUUGUGGUCCGUCGUCGGCUCUUGAUCUUCGCGUGGACCCUUGCUGGACGCAUCUAUGGAGAAGGACGUGAUUGAGCCCAAGGCUCAGCCCUCGGUGUCGGCUGACACGCCUCCGCCGCCAACCUACGGCGAAACGGAGAUCACCCGCGGAAACGUUGGCCGUCGGAUAUGGGAUAGUUUUAAGAGAGACCCAAAUGCUCAUGUCUCUCAUGGCUCGUCCGGUGCGGACGGAAAGUCCUUCGAUAUCGAAAAUGCGGCGGAACAAACCGCUGCCUCCCCGCUGCAGCGCAGCCUCAAGUCUCGCCAUCUACAGAUGAUCGCCAUUGGUGGUUCGAUUGGUACGGGUCUCUUCGUUGGUUCCGGAAAAGUGCUCGCCACCGGUGGUCCAGCAUCACUUCUUAUCGCCUACGCCUUGAUCGGUUGCAUGCUUUAUUGCACAGUGCAUGCUCUAGGUGAGAUGUCAGUCAUCUUCCCGGUUGCCGGUUCCUUCGCCCACUUCUCAACUCGUUUCAUCGACCCUGCCUGGGGCUUCGCCAUGGGCUGGAACUAUGCGCUGCAAUGGCUUGUGGUUCUGCCUCUGGAGAUCGUUGCUGCGUCCAUAACAGUCGACUACUGGGAGUCCAGUAUUUCCAACGCAGCUUGGGUGGCUAUCUUCUGGGCUGUCAUUGUGUCCAUCAACUUGUUUGGUGUCAAGGGUUACGGUGAAGCCGAGUUUGUCUUCUCUCUGAUCAAGGUCAUUGCCGUGAUUGGUUUUAUUAUUCUUGGAAUCAUUCUUAACUGCGGAGGGGGCCCGAAGGGUGGAUAUAUCGGUGGACAGUAUUGGCACAGUCCUGGUGCCUUCAACCACGGCUUCAAAGGUCUUUGCAGUGUGUUCGUCAAUGCCGCUUUUGCCUUUGCCGGUACCGAGCUGGUUGGUUUGGCUGCCGCCGAGACUGCGAACCCUCGAAAGUCCCUCCCGACCGCUGUGAAGCAGGUCUUCUGGCGUAUUACUCUCUUCUACAUCGUCUCGCUUACUCUGAUCGGUCUCCUCGUGCCAUACGACAACGACCAACUGUUGAGCGCCGCCUCCAGUGCCGAUGCCAAAGCAUCCCCGUUCGUGAUCGCCAUCAAGAAUGCCGGUAUUUCGGUGCUUGAUUCAAUCAUGAAUGUCGUGAUCAUGAUAGCGGUGCUGUCCGUUGGUAACUCGUCUGUUUAUGGGUCCUCGAGAACUCUCGCGGCACUCGCCGAACAAGGACAAGCCCCCCGGUUCCUGGCCUAUAUUGAUCGCAAGGGCCGUCCGCUCUGGGCCAUCCUGAUUGCCUCGGCCCUUGGCCUGCUCGGUUUCUUGGCAGCCUCGGACAAGCAAGAAGUUGCAUUCGAGUGGAUGAUGGCCAUCUCGGGAUUGUCGUCCAUCUUUACCUGGGGCUCGGUCUGCUUGUCCCACAUCCGCUUCCGUCGUGCCUGGAAGGUGCAGGGCCACAGCCUGAACGAGAUGGCGUUUACCUCGCAACCAGGCCUGGUGGGAUCUUGGAUCGGGUUCGGUUUCAACUGCCUCGUGCUUGUGGCUCAAUUCUGGGUCGGCUUUUCCCCCAUCGGGUACGCCGAUAUGACGUCGGGCGAGCUGGUCGAGAACUUUUUCUCCGUGUAUCUGGCCGCACCGGUCGUGUUGGCCUUUUACAUCCCCUAUAAACUCUAUUUCAAGACGCCUUUCCUGCGCGCCAAGGACAUGGAUUUGCAGACCGGACGUCGGGACCUCGAUAUUCAAUAUCUGAUCGAGCAAGAGCGGGCGGAGCAGGCGGAGUGGCCGGCGUGGAAGAAGCUCUACAAGUUUUUCUGUUAGCGCAGGCCAGGCGCCGACGGGGCUCGGAGCAAUUGGGCUCUGGUGCGGACGGGCAAGAGG
Molecule: messenger RNA, 2285 nt
Organism: Aspergillus steynii IBT 23096
Lineage: Eukaryota; Fungi; Ascomycota; Eurotiomycetes; Eurotiales; Aspergillaceae
Product: amino acid permease GAP1
Exons: 3
Coding region: 462-2225 (587 amino acids)
Biological process (GO): amino acid transmembrane transport
Cellular component (GO): membrane
Molecular function (GO): amino acid transmembrane transporter activity
Source: RefSeq, a predicted model, not a curated record